AUGGGUAUUCCCAAUAGAGGCCCUGAGCUUCAGGCAGUGUGCUACACACUGCUUGUCUCUUCAGUUAUAGCAGUUGCCCUCCGAAUCUAUGUUCGUACACGGAUGGUCAAGAACUUUGGGUUGGAUGAUUGGACAAUGUGUGCUGCUCUUGUCACAUUCUUAUUAUUCUGCACAAGCUCCCUUAGUGGAGUCACUCACGGAACAGGUCGUCACCGAAGUGACCUCGACCCAAUAGACUAUAUGAAAGCGAGAAAUUGGUGGUGGUGGUGCUAUCUAUGGUACUGCCUAACCAUGAUUACUUCAAAGAUAUCCAUCGGCAUCACCCUACUUCGAAUCACCAACCGAAAGAUGGACAUCUGGAUCCUCUACGGCACAAUGGCCAUCACACUCUGCACCGGAAUCGUCUUCUUCUUUGUCACCCUCUUCCAAUGCUGGCCCAUAUCGUAUUUCUGGAACACGAACCAAGAAGGAAAAUGCGUCAGCCCCGACGUCAUCAUCGCCCUCACCUAUCUAUACAGUGUCUUCAGUGUCAUCUCCGACUUCACCUGCGCCAUCCUGCCCAUCUUCUUGAUAUCGAAGCUCAACAUGGGAAAGAAGACCAAGCUUGCUGUGAUUCCUCUUUUCGCCAUGGCCUGCGUGGCUAGCUCAGCCGUCGUCGUUCGUUUCGCCUUUGUCAAGGAUUUCAAGAACCCAGACUUCUUGUGGGCAACAGUCGAUAUCGCCAUCUGGUCGGCCACAGAACAAGGCCUCGCCAUCACCGCCGGCUCCUUGGCAACUUUGCGGCCUUUGCUUCGAUUACUCGGCCGCAAGCUUGGCAUAACGACAUCGGGACGGUCUGAAUUACGAGACACGGAUCAGCGAACAGGAACAGGGCUAGGAAAGUUUGGUCCUUCAAGGGCUACCAACAGCGGCAAUAAGCAGGGCGAUCUUUUUGGGCUCGCUACAUUCGCAAGGGAGAACGACUUGGACGGCCACGGGCGAGACUGCGAGGCAGCUUACGCUGGGAAGGACCAUUUUGGAAGGCCGUCGGCGGAAAGGACAGUAGUGUCGACGUGGAACUCUCGAAGGGGUACAGGCAACUCGAGUGAGGAAGAGUUGACACCAGGCUUGAGACCCAAGAGCAGUGGUGCUGUCAAGGUGACUACCACUUUCAAGGUGGAAGAGGAUAGGAUUUGA
Molecule: messenger RNA, 1176 nt
Organism: Fusarium graminearum PH-1
Lineage: Eukaryota; Fungi; Ascomycota; Sordariomycetes; Hypocreales; Nectriaceae
Exons: 4
Coding region: 1-1176 (391 amino acids)
Source: RefSeq, a predicted model, not a curated record